CACACACACACUCUCUCUCUCAGACACUGUUGCUCAUAUUCACAUGAGGACUCGAGCUCAAUCUCGCACCAGAACAAACGUACGCAGAGAUACACAUACGUGCACAAACCCAUCCACACUCACUCCCACCCCACCACCUCGGACUGACUUCAGCAAUCCCGGCUCAACCUGCCAGUUGCUCCAUUAUCCUUGGGGAUCGAGGCUCCAGCCACGCCUGUCCGAGAGGGAGAGAACUUCACGCUGGUCUGCCGAGCGGGAGAGAGUAAUCCAGCCGUCCGCAUCUCCUGGAUCAGGAGAGGAGAACGGUUGCCGGGUGAUCGGUCGUGGAUGGAGAGGGGCAUUUUUGGGGGUUGGAUCUGCGCCUCGACACUCACCUUCCUGGCUUCGGCCAGUCAUGAUGGGGAGCAAGUCCGGUGCCAGGCGUUCACCCCUCUGCUGCAGGAGAUCACUAACACCUUCCACACAAUCCAGAUCUGCCAUGCCCCCCGAUUUCGGAAGGACCAGGUCGGACAGGUGGAGGGUCAGGAAUGGGGAGCGGUCGUCAUCCCACUGAGCGUAUCAGCCAACCCUGGGGAGGUGACCUACACCUGGAGCCGGAACGGCAAGGAGCUGGUCAAAGCUGGACCGACACGUCACCACCUGAAGGCAGAUGGUUCCUUGGAGAUCUGGAACUUGACACGUUUUGAUGCAGGGAUCUACAAGAUCAACGUCAAAAAUAACGAGGGAGAAAAUGAGACCUUUGUCAGGCUUAUAAUGUUGU
Molecule: messenger RNA, 760 nt
Organism: Mobula hypostoma (lesser devil ray)
Lineage: Eukaryota; Metazoa; Chordata; Chondrichthyes; Myliobatiformes; Myliobatidae
Product: nephrin-like
Exons: 4
Source: RefSeq, a predicted model, not a curated record